AUGGAUCAGACUCAAAUCCUAGCGAGGAGGUCCUGCGGGACUUGCAGAGACCGACGAAUCCGAUGCGACCUAGCACUGCCCACCUGCGCAAACUGUGCCAGGGCAAAUCAAGAAUGCCAGGGAUACGGCCUCCGUUUGUCCUGGCCGCGGCCUGGGGACAAGAGACGAACCAUCCUGGUGGACACUCCGUCUAGAAAUACACUUACUGCAGAUCCCUUCCACCACAACCGGGGAGACUGGCCUUUUGUCAAUAUGCACUCUUGGCACAUAUCGUCCUGGCUUAAUCUAGUGGAAGGAAGAAUGGGGGGUGAGAAGGCCUCCGUCAUCUUCUUCAAUGUCUUUUCUCUCGUUUUCUUCUACCCGUUCAGAGUUCUAAUGAUUUAUUGGCAGCGCCAUAUCAGGGACUCCGUCACCACGGACCACGUCGCUCUCGUUGAUAGAGAAGAGCGAGUCAACAUUGCUCCACUACUCUCUGAAGAUAUUCAAGAGGGCCACCGCUUUCUCUUAACUCCUCCUCUAGGAUCCUUGACCCGCCUUCUCCUCCAAAUCGGCCUCUCGGACGUCUCAUCGCCUUCGAGAGCAGUGUUUAACGGUAUUUUAGCUCUCUCUUGUUUGCAUUUGUGGGGAGAUCAAUAUGCUUCAGUAUAUAAAGCAAGGGCGACCUCGCUGCUCCGAGCCUCGUUGAACCCGGAAAGCUCCAUCAAGGUCGCUGUAAGCAAUCUCGUCGCCAGUAUGCUCCUCUAUCUUUACGAGACUGUCCACCAAUCUUCCCCAUAUGCUUGGGCAGUGUACUUAUGCGGAGUCAAAAGACUCGCGCAGUCUAAGAUCGUGACUGAGAGUGCCAAAUCCGCGCACCCCCAAAUCGUGUUUAACUGGGUCUACUACCAUGAAACCAUUGCUCAGUUUGGGCAACUGUAUUGGACACAGAAGCAUCCUUCGCCCGUGUGUCACGGAAAGUCGUCGAGGCAAUUGAGAGGACACCCAGACAUGUCGGAAGUCGAUCCCGGCAUGAUUGGCUGCUCCAUUGACGUAUUGGAGGGCAUGUCGACAAUUUUUGAUAUUGCCAUGCGGCCAAUAGUUUCAUCCUCCAGGCGACAAGAGCUCCUCGGCGUUGAAUCGCAACUCAGGCGCAUGAUCUCGGCACUUUCCAAACUCACGAAUAGUGGUAAAGCCUCUUCCAGCUUGCAUGAGAUCACCCAACUUCAUUGCAUCGCAGCAUUAAUCUACAUGAACCGCGCAACGCUGGGCUACGAUGGAACGGAGCCUUCACACCAAGCACUCGUUGAGAAAGGUCUAGAAGUAUUAAGUAACAUAGUCCCCUGCGCAACUCCAUGGGCUUUAUUUAUAAUAGGCUGCGAGGUUAAGCUAGAUCUGCCGCGACUGGCUAUUCUCGAGACCAUCUCGCGAUCGAAGCAAGAAUCUAGGACCGGACACCUAGAUGUAGUCAAGGGCCUCGUGGAAGCAGUUUGGAAUUACGACGAUCUUGAUCCGGAUAUGAGGCUUGAUUAUAACAAGAAAUUGCUGAGCAUUGUUCGAGAAGCUCCAUGGAUGCCACCUUUUGUCUAG
Messenger RNA from Clonostachys solani, 1566 nucleotides. The record is from the annotation of a GenBank genome assembly. Lineage: Eukaryota; Fungi; Ascomycota; Sordariomycetes; Hypocreales; Bionectriaceae.